This is a messenger RNA of Cicer arietinum (chickpea), 2719 nucleotides long. Its product is annotated as scarecrow-like protein 14. NCBI's taxonomy places the organism in Eukaryota, Viridiplantae, Streptophyta, Magnoliopsida, Fabales, Fabaceae. The record is from RefSeq and is a predicted model, not a curated record.
AUAACAUCUUCCUAGAAACUACCGAAUGACACAAAAAAGAUUCCUUUCUCUGUUUCUGUAAAUUAAAAAAGCAAAGAGAUAAAUAACCCUUGUUCUACAAGCUUCUGUCGGUUACUUUUCUCAUCAUCACUUCCAUUCCAACGACCACUCUUCCACAAAAACUUGUACCUUCUUUAUUUCUCAUCGCUUUUUGGUCACUGUUGUUUAAAUUUCUCAAAUUCAUUCUUUGUUAUUAUUACUAUUUCUUUUUGUUUUUUCUUGUCCCUUUAUUCAACGAAUGGUUACCUUAAUUUACUAGAUCUGUUUUUCUUCUGUCUCUUAAACUUCUAAUUAAGCAAAGUUUCAACCUUGUAACCGUCUUCAGCUAGAUAAAUAUCUCUGUAAUCAAAAUAAGAAAAGUUUAAUUUUGUUGUUGUUAAGAUUCUGUUAUUUGCAAUAAACAUGUUUUCUACAGAUACCCUUGUGGGGAAUUUUCCUGAUUCAGUGUGUAUGUUUGGAAACAUUCCUGUGUCUGUUUUCUCAAGCCAGAAUCCAGAAAAUGGGUUCAAGGUGGAAGAUUCAGAUUCAACAUCCCCUUCAAACCAUUCAGAAUCUUCUGAGAGUAGUAAAUAUUCUAAUCCUAUUCUUAGAUACAUAAGUGAUAUCCUCAUGGAUGAAGAAGAUGAUUUGGAACGCAAACCCUGCAUGUUGCAGGAUUGUUUGAGACUCCAAGCUGCUGAAAAAUCAUUUUUUGAUGUUCUAGGUCAAAAUAAACCCAACCAACAGUACCAAGAUUUUACUUUAGAUGAUAAUUUUGGUGGAGGAAUAGGAAUUAGUACUAGUUCUGAAUGCUAUAGUAAUAGUAGUAACACCACUGAUAAUUCUAUUGUUGAUUAUGAUUCCCAAGAAAACACCUAUGAGGUACUUGAUGGAAUGCCUCAUAAUCAAUUUAGAGACACUGAUACACAAGGUGUUUUCCAUUUUCCAAAUGGUGAUUGGAAGAUGAAUGAAGAGGGUACUAUGGUUUGGGGUUCUAGAGGGUCAAGGGAAAAGAGAGGUCAUCUAAUGAAUGGUGUUGAUAUCUCACAUGAAGAAGAUCUGAGAAGUAGCAAGAUUUCAGCUGUUUAUUAUGAUGAUACUGAGUUAUCAGAGAUGUUUGAUGAGGUACUUCUUUGUAGGGAUGGUAAAAGUCCAUCCUUUUUGUGUGCCAAUUCUGAAUCAUCAAAUUCACAGAUUUCUAGUUCAGGAGGAUCUAAAUCUAAUGGAAAAACAUCGCGUUCUAAGAAAGGUUCCAAUAAGGGUACUGCAAAUCUAACUACUACAGUAGAUUUAUGGACUUUAUUAACUCAAUGUGCACAAGCUGUUGGUGGCUACGAUCAAAGCAAUGCAAAUGAAAUACUUAAGCAGAUUAGGCAGCAUUCUUCGCCUCAUGGCGAUGGACUCCAGCGUUUAGCUCAUUACUUCGCCAAUGGCCUUGAAGCGCGAUUAUUUGCUGGGACACCGAUGUAUAAACUCCUAAGUUCAGCAUCUUCUGCAGAUAUGUUAAAAGCCUAUAAAGUAUACAUCACAGCAUCUCCAUUUCAAAGGAUGUCAAAUUUCUUAGCCAACAGAACUAUUCUGAAGCUGGCACAAAAUAAAAGUAGUCUUCACAUUAUUGACUUUGGUGUUUUCUAUGGCUUCCAGUGGCCUUGUCUUAUUCAGCGUCUUUCAGAAAGAGCCGGCGGGCCUCCAAGGCUUCGUAUCACAGGAGUUGAUCUUCCUCAGCCAGGAUUUAGGCCUGCGGAAAGGGUUGAGGAGACGGGUCGGCGGCUUGAGAAGUACUGCAAGAGAUUUGGAGUUCCAUUUGAGUACAAUUGCCUAGCACAGAAAUGGGACACUAUAAGACUCGAGGAUCUCAAGAUUGAUAGAGAAGAAGUAACAGUUGUUAACUGUUUAUACAGAUUGAAGAACCUUUCAGAUGAAACGGUGACGGCGAAUUGUCCAAGAGAUGCUGUGUUGGGGUUGAUCAGGAGGAUUAAUCCAAACAUCUUCAUACAUGGUGUAGUGAAUGGAACUUAUAAUGCACCAUUUUUUCUUACUAGGUUCAGAGAAGCACUGUUCCAUUUCUCAUCAUUGUUUGAUAUGCUUGAGGCUACUGUGCCGCGCGAAGAUCCAUAUAGGUUGAUGUUUGAGAAAGGGUUGUUUGGAAGGGAUGCAGUAAAUGUGGUAGCUUGUGAGGGAGCAGAGAGAGUUGAAAGGCCAGAGACUUACAAGCAGUGGCAGGUUAGGAACAAGAGAGCAAGGUUUAAGCAAGUCCCAUUGGAACCAGAAUUGGUGGAUAAAGUGAAAGAAAUGGUGAAGAAGGAAUAUUCAAAAGAUUUUGUAGUUGAUGAGGAUGGGAAGUGGGUUUUGCAGGGAUGGAAAGGGCGUAUUCUGCAUGCUGUUUCUUGUUGGGUUCCUGCUUAAAAAAAUCACCAAACCACUUAUAGCACACUCUUCUCUAGGGAAUUUCUCUUUCUUUUUUUCUGUACUAGUUUGUUUCUGAACUGUAUACUGUAAAGUAGUACUCAGUAAGGGUAUAUUAGUAUUGGGUUUAAGAGGGUUUAAAUCUUCAUAGUGUAUUUUAAAUUGAAUUUAAAGAUUGAAUAUAUUCUUACUUAUGUAUUAUAUGUACAAGUUUGUAUCAGUUGAUGCAUUGGCAGUAGAUAGUAUAGGCAUUUGCAAUGUUAUGUUCUUUUCUUUCUUUCUGCAUGUAUAACUA